Molecule: messenger RNA, 1441 nt
Organism: Tachysurus vachellii
Lineage: Eukaryota; Metazoa; Chordata; Actinopteri; Siluriformes; Bagridae
Gene: gbp
Product: glycogen synthase kinase binding protein
Exons: 1
Coding region: 112-612 (166 amino acids)
Cellular component (GO): cytoplasm
Source: RefSeq, a predicted model, not a curated record
CCAGCCCUAGCGGCUGCUUUUCGUUGGGCAGCGUGGUGGCUGUGGACGCCGGUGAAGUGCCCUCGUUUUCUUUCGAAACAAAUUGCCGAAACGUUUAAAUUUUACUUGAAAAUGCCUUGUCGAAAGGAGAACUACAUUCUCUUGGAGCAGUCCGUGACUGUCGAUUCUAAAGAGGUGGACGCUCUUGUCACAAAAAUCGGCGAGGCUCUUCAGCUGCACAACAAUAGCGCUACACAGCAGACGAUGUCGCGUCUCCACGGUCUGACCAGCGGUGGUAGCAGCAGCAGCAGCAGCAACAACAACAACAACGGCAAGCAGAGCAACAACAGUAACACUGCCAUCGCACAGAAGAGAAAUGGCUGCUGUAUACGUCUUCGUAGCGGCCGAAAAGCGACCCGAGCAAGUCCAUACAACAUCCCCGGCUCCAGCGAUCAAGAAUGGGACCAUUUCGGAACGUGGAAACGAAAGGGACUCGACGGGUCGAGUAACGAAGACGACCCCCAUCAGCUCCUACAGGAACUCAUCUUAUCUGGGAACCUCAUCAAAGAAGCGGUUAGACGACUUCAGUUCCCCUCCGAGUCUCAACGUGAUUUCUCUAAACAAAUCGACUGAAACUGUGAACCGUCACAAAGCCAACGGACAGGAGGAGAACGUCGUGGUGGAUUAAAUUCGUUAUCUGAUCACCUCAGCUAACCCAGUUAGCCCAAGAGGUCACGAACUACCACUAUAACAUUCACACAUUAUUCAGUUCACAAAGACGAACUUUAUUAAAACCGCGAUGUCGGUUUAAAACGGAACUGUAAGGUUGUUUCGACUGUUAGCUAGCCGUGUUUUUGUUUGAAAUGUGACUCGACGUUCUGACUCUGUCACUAGCACGCGAAGGAAGACUCUUCCGAAUGAAAUGAAAUGUAAACGGCGAGUUAUUUGUCCUUAAACUCCACACGUAUUGUGUUCACAUUGUGUUUUGAAACGAUAUUCCUGUUUGCAGGCUAGUAGACCAAACGGUCGGUGCAUCAUGUUUGAGUAGCAAGUAAGAGGUUUAGCAUCGUGCUACCUUUUGUUUACAGUCUUCUGUCGGUAGCUUGCAACGGGGAUGGGCCACUGGUACUUAAACACACUCUCUCACACACACACACUGAACAAUAAGGUACUUCAUUUCAUGUUUUUGGACUUUCAAACUGUUUUCUACAACCACGUGGAUUUCUCCAUCGAAACCCAGGAACUGGUCUGUGUUUUAAAGAGAAUAUCGUUUUGUAAUGAAAGAGGAGUGUGAGAAGAUUUUUCACAUCAGAUUCUCGUUCUUUGAGAAUUCCUGUAUGGAGUUCGUCGGUUUCUCUGCUUUCUCUCUAAUGUCUGUAUACUUCGUAACGAAGUCAUUUUAACAGCCCUGACUUUUUUCCAGGCAGUUUGGUCUAUAAUAAACACGGUGGAUUUUUUUUCA